Temnothorax curvispinosus is the source of this 9536-nucleotide messenger RNA. Its product is annotated as histone acetyltransferase KAT6A-like. Gene Ontology annotation, biological process: chromatin remodeling. The transcript is spliced from 9 exons. Gene Ontology annotation, cellular component: CERF complex. The coding region runs from base 1148 to 7912 and encodes 2254 amino acids. NCBI's taxonomy places the organism in Eukaryota, Metazoa, Arthropoda, Insecta, Hymenoptera, Formicidae. The record is from RefSeq and is a predicted model, not a curated record. Gene Ontology annotation, molecular function: protein binding.
GUGUUGCUGCUGCAUAGUCCGCGUUAGUCCGCGCCCGUGUGUCGUUCGUUUACGUCGUCGUUCGGUAGUCGCGCAUUAUAUCGCGUCGGAGGUAUACCGUGUCGAAGCGGAAGCGCACGACGCAACGCAGCGCGCAGCGCAACGCGUGCCCGCGUUAUCGGCACCGAUUCCGGAGCGCGCGCAGACGACUUCCGCUUUUCCGAGUGUGUGUGGUGUGUGUCGGCAGCGUCGCUACGGGGAGGGGGGGCCCCGCGUUCGCGCGCGCGUUCCAUCACUUCCAUCCAUCCAGCCAGCCAGCCAGCCACCGUCGCCAGACUCGCCAGUCGCCGCACCGAUUGUGUAAACCGCGCCGCGGCGAGCGCGGCCUGGCGAUUAUGUGUUUUGGGUGCGCGCCGCGCGUCCCGACGGCAAUGGUCGCGCGCGAGUCCCGCGAUUCCUCGCCCUCGCCGCACGACGGUCGCGUCCCGGCGAGAUAGAUAUCCGCCAACCCCCUCCCCCCUUCCGAGACCUCGCGAGGAAAUUCUCCGUCGCGGUCCCCCCGGCGGUCCCACCGCACUCGGGAACGCGAGUCCGCGAGUGCGCCCUGCGUCGCCACGACCGUCUGCUCCGCGGAGUAGUACCGAUCCCCCGCGAGCCAGCCAGCCAGCCAUCCAGCGAGCGAGUGAGCGACCAGGACGCUCGGCGAGCUAUGCCGAUGCGACCGUAUGCUCGCGCGCGCGUCUACCGGGACCACCGUCACGGGUGUCGUUCACCGCUGAUGUGCGUCCCGAUGCUCUGAGAUACGGGCUCCGCACGCAUCUCACACGUACUCACAUAUAUAUAUACAUAGAUAGAUGAGAGAGAUAUAUAUACAUACAUAUAUAUGUAUACAGUCACACACACAUAAGUAUAAUAUAUAUACACGGCCGGGCGGCGGAAGUGUUUUGCUCGAUCUUUCCCGUCGCGCGCGCAGUCCGUGCGCCACACGGGGCCCCUAGAUCGCCGCCGCCACCGCCGGGUACGGCCCACCGAGGAAGGCGACCCGCGCUCGCCCCGUUACGGCACGGAGUCGUUCCCCCCGAUCCUUGGACGCCGACCUACGUCGAGUCCGCCCGUGUCCCGCUCUGGACACGCCGAUUCGCCCGAUUCGCCCGCCACACGACGGGUUAUGUUUCCCACCUUCAUCGGAAUCCUAGACAUUCAAUCGUGGUGGGAGGUGCCAAGUAUAGCACACUUUUGCUCAUUAUUUAGAGCUGCCUUCAAUCUUCUGGAUUUUGAUAUUGAGGAUUUGGAAGAGGCUUUGUUAACGGACGGAGGUACCGAAGGACGACUGCUUCAGGAACUGAUAGUAAAGUUACUGGAGGGUUGCUUGCCAAAUGAUACCCGCAAUGACAUCUCCACCUUUAAUUAUCAAAUGUUUCUGCGUAGACUCUUUCGGAAAAAAUGUCAAGAAUACAAAUGCGAAAAUCCUUUCAAUACAGACGUAGACUUUGAAUUGUUGCCUCUUCGUCAAAAAGUAGAAAUACUACGCGCGCUCUGUGACUUCAGGCUCGACGCCGAAGACGUAGAGCAGUCGUUAAGCAACUUGGACUCGGAUAGCCUGCGAGUCGAACCUUUGGGACAUGAUCGUAAGAAUUCUGCCUACUGGUACUUCUACGGCACUCGAUUGUACCGGGAGGAUUACAUUGAUACUUCUAACAGUGCCUCACACAAGCAGAAAAGUAAGCCAAGGGACAAAAAGCGUAAAAAACGACGGAACAGAGUGGCGAAGGAGGAACAGGAAGAGGAAGAGAAGGAGGAAACUAGUUUAAUAAACAGCGGGAACAACGGACGAGAGAGCGUUUGGCAGGUUGUUUGUUUUACCCAGCAAGAUUGGAGCAGACUGGUUGAAAAAUUUCGUGAUUCGGAAUACGACACCGAACGCAAGCUUUAUCGCACAUUGUCCGAAGACUUUAUGCCGGAAAUACCGAAAUUGUUUGAUUUAAAAGAGAAACAGCAACGACGUAAGCUGUUACAACGUAAUAGCUCGCGAGUGCUUCGUAGCCAGGAACCUGCUACACAGAUGGACGCAGUCAUGGUCAGAUCCAAGAUCAAGACUAAAACGACUAAAGGGAAUAAAAAAGGGACGCAAGCAUCAAAAUCUUAUAUUAAGGAAGACACCACUCCGCCGUUACCGACUUCACCGGUCCAGAAAAAAGGACGGCAAACGAACAAUUCUUUAGCUUCGGCUGUCGGCCAGAUUGUAAUUCAUACUAGAGAUGAAGUAGAGGACUUGGAGAAGAAGAAGAGUACCGGUAAUCAUGGCGAUAGUAAUUACGUAUCUUGUAAUUACGGCUACAAAUAUGGCUAUUCGUUCGGUAUCGAAGAGGAGGAGCGUUGUGUCGGCAUGCACAAAGUUCUUGAAAGUGUUAAAGAUCACGUGGAUGCCUGGCCAUUUAUUGAGCCCGUGGAUGAGGACUAUGCGCCAAGGUACUACAGUGUGGUACGCAGGCCAAUGGAUCUGAAAACUAUGGAGGAGAAACUCGAAAAUGGCUCGUAUAAGAAUUUAAAUCAGUUUAAACGCGACUUUCGGCUUAUCGUCGACAAUUGCAGGCAAUACAAUGGCUCCGAUAACGAAUACACCGAUAUGGCGGUUAAUCUUAAGGAAGCCUUUGACAAAGCCGUAAGUCGAUAUUUGGAAUCGGAGACGUCCAGUGACGAAGAUCCUACGUCUCCUCCGUCACUGGCCGGAUCACCUACAACUUUAUCAUAUCCCUCACGUCAUUUAUCUUCUUCGCACCAUAACGCACGAAAACGCUCGAAAAAAUCAACCAAAAAGUCUAAAUCGUAUAAACCUGAGAGUAAAAUAAAGUCGAAGAAUAAUGAAAAAGUGGACGAAGAUGAAAAGAGAAAUAAAAGUAUUAAAGUUGCGAAGAAGAAGAGGGGAAAGAAAAAAGGUAAAAAGGUGAAAGAGGAAGAAUCGGACGAGGAUGAGGAGGAACAGGAAGACCAGGAAAGCGAAGAUGCAAUAUCUGAGGCUAGUAUCGUAACGUCAAAGAGAAGAAAAAAUAUUGAUGUAAAUAGUUUACUUAAAACCAAAAAGCUACCUAAGGAAACGGAAGAAUUAAGAACAUCAAAUAAAAAAGCGAACAAAGAGCGGCACCAAUCGAAAAAAGACUCGGAAAUUGUACGAUCUGCCAAAGAAACGAAAGAAAAUAAAAAGCGGAAGGAGGAUUUCGAAGAAGAUUAUGAACCUCCAGUAAUUCCGAAGAGUAAAAGUAGAAAAAUAGAAAAGAAAGAACUUGAAGAAACUGCGAUAUUGACGGACAACACGAAGAAGAGCAAAUUGAAAAAGAUCGAAGUGGAAGAAAGUGACACAGUAUUCGAGAAGAGCAAAAAACAAUCUUCCCAUGUCAAAACGAAAAAGAAUCGUAAGAAAGAAAAGUCGAAUUUAAAGACCGUAACCAAGUCUAAUGAAAAAUCCGACAAGGGUCAUUUAAAGCAAAAAAAUAAGAAAUCAAAACAAAAGAACGAGGAAUUAAAGAAUGGAGAGUUGAAAAGUCAAACGGAUUCCAAAGAUAUAGAAUUAGAAAGUGCUUUAGAUUCCAAACGUACUCACAUCUCCAAGAAACUCUCCACAUUAAUUGGUAAAGAUGUAGACUCGCUUGAUAGUUUAAAAGAUAAGAUAAGCGAUAGAAGACGGGAGGAAAAAUUAAAAAACGAAAAAGAAAAGCAGAGAAAAGCGGCGAAAGGUGACGUUCACGGUAUCUAUUCAAAAAAAGUGCCUUCAAACAGUAGUACUUUCCACGACAAUGACAAGGACAAUGCAAAGCGAUCAAAGUCGAAGAGAAAUACGAAGGAAGAUAAGAUUACGGAUGACGCGAUUAAGAAACAUGAUCCGGAAAUCAGUGAAAAUAAGAAAAGCACUCAUGCUAAACAUACCAAAGGAUUGGGAGCAGAGGAGAAUGCUGCGAUUCAGGCAUUAAAUCAAGCGACGGAGAAGACACUUCAUGAUAUUAACAAGUGGCUUGACGACGCACCCAGGCUCUCGGGAUUCUCCUCUGGCAGUGACUCGCCAGUGCUUCAUAGCUCUUCCAUCGAGUCCAAUCGACCAGGAUCCAAGGUAGAGGCUGCACGAAAGAGACCGAGUUCCAUCAAAAUAUUUGGCCCUCAUGGACCGAGUCGACCGAAGAAAAUACAGCGCACGAUCGAUCGUUUGCAACCUGGCAAAAGCAAGGGAAAUUUACUUCUGAAGAAACCGCUUAACGUGCCGAGCGCCAACGCCAACGAUGCUGCGAGCUCUACUAGUGAUAACGAUCAAUCGAAUAAGGAUAAUGACGAAGAGCCGAAGCUCAGUUUAGGUACUGUGCUGAAAAACGUGGAUUCCAUCCAAUUGAUCUGCAAGAGUUUAGUAUCGUCACCUAAUCCGAAUUUGUCCAACGACGACGAGGAAGAGGAUCACUCUCUUACCACGACUCAAUCAUCUAAUGUCAAGGAGGAGAAAACGAGUGCUAAGGAAGCUACGAAGACGUCGAGCACAGUAGAGGAUAAAGAGGCGGCACGAUCGGGUACGGAAGAAGCGCAGAAACCAAAAUCCGCCACACCAAAUUUGAGUGCCUGGUUCAAAGCCUUUGGAGCGCCAAAAUCAAAAAAGAAAGACGAGGAAGCGGAAGAGGCCACGAUGAUAAAGAAGGACGGAGAUUCGCAGGAAGCGUUUUGCGGCAGGCAACGACGGCUGAGCACCGGUGGUAGCAGUGUCAGUGAAUCGGUGUCUAGUUUCUCUCAGGAAUCGCCACCGGCGCCACGCGUAGCGCAUUCCCCGCAGUGUCAGCCCGUGAUAACGCCAACCGAGCCGAUAAGGGGCGCGGGAUUUUAUCAGGACGCAUUGUCAACUGGGAGCAGUCCCUACAACAGUCCCUACUAUGCGACCCCACCGAGAUACAGCGCGCAAUUGCCACCCACUCCAUCGCCGCAAAACCAUCCGUUAUCCCCGGCCUAUCCGUCGCCUUACGAACAACCACCGCCCGUCUAUCCUCAAGUGCACGCGCAGCCGCCGUAUCAAUCGCCGUAUCAGAAAUCCUCGCCUCAAGACAACGCCAACGAGGCGUACCCGCAAAUGUCUCCGCAACGUUUCCCGCAACAGUUACCCGCCAGCAAUCAGAACCAGUCACCCGUUUAUCCGCAACACUCCCCGCAAGCGAUCCAGCCGGUUUAUCCUCAACCUCAGACACCGCCGUCGAAUUAUUCGCAGCCCUCGCCACAGCAACCAUCUACCCCCAGCUACUCGCAACCGUCUCCGCAACAGAAUGCGGUCGCUAAUUACUCUCAGCCCUCUCCCCAGGCGGUCACCAAUUACCCGCAAGUUUCUCCACAACAGCAACACUCCCCUUACUCACAAUCCUCUCCUCAGACGCCGCCGAAUUACUCGCAACCGUCCCCGCAACAGCACUCUCCGUAUGCGCAGUCCUCGCCUCAACAGCCCGCCGGAUACAGUCGUCUGUCGCCACAGCCACCGCCCACGAAUUACUCGCAACCCUCGCCUCAACCACCGAACGCAUACGCGCAGCCGUCUCCUCAGCCGCCGAGUUUCUCUCCGCAAACAUCGCCGCAAACACGUCCCACCAACUACUCGCAGUCAUCGCCGCAACCCCCGAACUCGUAUCCGACUCCGCAACACGAUCGGAGUUACUCACAAUCGUCGCACCAGCAAAUUCAGACUUUCCCUCAGCACUCGCCGCAAGCACCAUCUUCGUUCUCCAAAUCGUCGCCGCAGAAUAGCUCAUAUUCUCAACCGUCGCCGCAACCACUGACCAAUUACCCGCAGUCUUCUCCCCAGCAGCCAGCAACGUACUCGCAUCCGUUACAUUCGCCGCAGACACCGCCAAAUUAUUCGCAGCUUUCACCGCAACAGACAUCCGGGACGGCGACAGCGACGGCGCCGGCGGCAGCAGCAGCAGCAGUAGUUGCGGUGAAUUAUUCACAACCGUCGCCUCAACAGUCGCGCAAUUAUCCGCAAACCUCGCCUCAACAAAAGCCCACGUGUAAUCCCGUACAACCACCGCAACAGUCGCCCGGUUACUCGCAAACCUCUCCACAACAAGCCGCCAAUUAUUCUCAGCUUCAAUCGUCGAAGAACUCGGAGGAGUAUGCUGCUCAAGCCACGGCGCCGUCUGCGAGUUAUCCUCAGGACUUCAAGCAAAAUCCCUCGUACAUUCAGCAAUCACCUACGAUAUCUUCGUCCGUGAGCGAAGUUGAACACCGAGCGGAAUAUCUGAAGUCUAACGCUACCGAAAAACCUUCUCCAACGGGCGAUCAACAGAGGAACUUUCCCGUUCAAUCGGAAUCGUUGAACCUGAACGCGAAUCAUCAGCUCUAUCAGUCGCCGAGUCAGUAUCCGCCAACGUAUCCGAACAGUUUUCCCAACGUCGAGCUUCAGAGGUCUGCUUCGAGACACGGCGGUCAGCAACAGGCGCAACAGCAGCAACAGCAGCAGUCGGCACCGCAAGAUUCGCGGGCCGGUUUCACCGAAAUCCAGUCGCGUGGCUUUCUCGGCAAGGCAUCGUCCGGCAGCGGUGAUCAGUUACCCGCGCCUGCACCGGAUCAGACGCAAUUGUUGGCAUUCCAGCAGAACUUGACGACGGCCCGCGAGUCGCUCUAUCCAAGCGGCUUCCAGCCACCCGCUUACUCGCUAGCGCCACCAAACUCGAGGCCGGUGUAUCCUAGUCCGCAUUAUUUCGACGCCGGCUCGAAGUCCGCCGGCGGUGGGGGCGGCGGUGGAGCCGCGUCCGCCAGUCCCUCCGGCAAUCCUCCUCCGAUGAAGAAACGCGCGUACGAGCCGCCCGCCAGCGAGUCCAGCACGCGCGGUCUACCGCAGGAGAGCGCGGUAACGCGUCCGGGUCAGGAACAAUUUUCGAGUUUCGAGCCAAUGAUGACUCUCCCGCAACCGGAGGCUGUGUCAGUCAGUCAGUUCGAUGGCACGCCGUUCGUUACCGGCCUGGCCGACUCUAUGGCGACCAAUUCGGCGUACGCGCGACUGAGCCUCGGUCUGGUGGGUCGGGCACCGAGUAAGGAGCAGCAGCAACUAUUGACGAUCCCGCGACCACCACCCGGGACGAAGACGGAGCAUCUUGUCGCUUACGGUCGCGGCGCCGCACCCGGCCCCGCCGAGCUCGAGCAGCUCAAUCUGCUGCAGAGCUUGCAGAGCGCGGCGGCCAAGAAUAGCCAGGGUAUCCUCACGAUAUCGCGACGACCCGGCGAGAGCGACGUGAGAGGGACACCCGUCGCCACGAUGACGCCCACCGCGACGCCGUCCAAGACGAAGAGGAGCCGGAAGAGCAAGCAUCCGCAACAGCAGGAACAACCGAGCGCAGCUGUCACGGUGACGGCCGUAACGACGGCCGCCGAUCAGCAACAAACGGCAACGGGAAUGCCCGCUUUCCCACAGUACGCGGCCGCGUCCGCGGCGACCGCGGCCGAGUCCAUCGGCGCCUUGAAGACAGCCACGGUGGCGGUACCGCCGCCCGCGGGUAGUGCCUUCAACUUCGCCGCCUCUGCCAGUGGUGCGUCCACCGCGUUUGCGUCUUUCCUCACGGACGAGUUUCGUAAUCAGGGCAUUUACUAUAAUAUGGCCCUGCGACAGCAACAGCAGCAACAGCAACAGCAACAGCAGCAGCAGCAAGCGCAGCCGCCGAUGGUGAGCAACGCCUCGGGUCAGCCGACCGCCUGCAACAAACUCGGCAAUCAACCGCCACCGAGGAACUAUCCGCUGCCCCAUUCGUUCCUGCACUCGGCCGCCGCUGCCGCCGCCGCCCAGAGAUCGGCGUACGGUCCACCGGUCUCCGCCUAUGUGACGCCGCACGGGCCCAACAUGACGAUGGACCAGCAGGCCGCCUAUCAGCAGUACAUCCAUUCGCUCUACGCUAUCCAGCCGUCGCAUCCCUCACCCUGGAUGUAGCCACUAAGAUCGCUGCAAGAUCGGUCCGUGAUUCGAUGAUGGCAGAUCAAUCUUCUGAUGAAUCUCGAUACGUACCGCGACGGAGGAAGCGCGAUCGUUCGAGGUCCAAAGGGAUACCAAAUAUUAAUCGAAAGUCUCUUGGCGAGCGCGCGAGAGAGCGGUAUGCCCUUCUUACCUUAUUUUUGUCUAUUUUUUUUUUACAAGGGACAUCCUUCUCGCGACUUGUCUUUUCUAUUGUUUUUUACGUAAUUGACCGUUGUUCGUGAGGCUCUCUACGGAAUUAGGUAAACGACCGUUUGUAGAUUUCUUUGACCGCAGCUUCCUUUUUACAAGCGACCGUCGCAACUCUACUUAGUAACUUUGACACUUUUACACCGUUCGUUGGGAGCGCGAAAGUCUGAGCUUCUACAAUGUACAUAAAGGACAAGGUCUACUUUCGAUAUAGAAAUUUUUGAUAGUUUUCUAAAAAGAAACGAGAUUAACCGGCAGGUUCAAUAGCUCUUAAGUCGAGAUCGCUAGCGCCGAGAGUAAAUCGAUCCGCAAUGUCUAUCGAAAGUUCCUCCGUGCGCGAACGUCGGGCAAAAUAUCUCCGCGGAUAAAUAAUGUAUAACUAAUGUAAUACAUUACAUGUUUGCAUACAUAUAGAUAUAUAUAUUUAUGCAAGAUGCAUCAUUGUUGGAUACAUUGUUACUCGCGCGAACGCGUUUUGCCUGGCGCUUACCUCCGUGCUGACAGAUACACGCGCGAAAACGAGUCUCCGCACGUGCUCCUCGUCAGCGUGUAAACGCGUGCAUGCGUUGUGCGUGCGUGCGAAUGCGUCGGGACACGGAAUCAUGCAAUAUUGAAUUUUUUGCGUUGUUAAUUUAGCCGACGACGGGCGUCCUCCCUCUCUAGUAAUGCUCCGCCGUGUGUCGGGUCCACAACUCGCCGAGUGUGUCGUCUAUAGCCCGUGUAGGAUCUCUCCCGUUGAUCCUUCCCGUUUUCGGUCCGCGGUUAGCGAAAUCGAUUGUCGAACUCGUAGAAGAGGACUCCUGCCUGGGGAAACCGAGGAGGAUUUUCUGUGUAUAAUAAUUAUCGAGCGCGCUCUGUUGCUGGUGUACGUUAUGUAGAUUACCUAGCAUCGUAAGGGAAUUAGCACGUAAGGAAAAGUUAGGCUUUCUUUGUAUAUAAUAUAUAUGAAACACAUAUCUCGCGUAGAGAGGACGAUGUGCUCGAAUGUUGAAAAAGGGAUCUCGACGUUACGAGGGGGAUCUGUGCAAAGACCCGGGAAGAAAAACAAGUUGAAUUCUCGUGACGUGUGAAAAACGGACGUGUCUUUUCAGUUUCUUUUUUUUUUCUCUCUCUUGUCGAGAGAGGCGCAUAUAAUAGUGUAAUGAGAGAUCAGCAGAAAUAUAUGUGUAUAAGCAUGUGCGGAAAAAAAAACAAAAGACGAAAUAUACCGUGUAAUACCGCCGCUCUAUCGUCGUACAUACAUCCAUUUUAAAACUCAUCUUUAUCGUCGAGGCCAGAGUAUUCGUCACGGGAGGAGAGAAGCGGUAUUGAAACUUAUAAAUAUAUACAUAUAUAUUGUAAAUGUAUAUUGUAAAUGUAUCUAUGACAAAUUAAAGCGCAGUUUGUUACAAAA